ACUUGCAGCUGACGUCACUUCCCAUUUUUCUGUGAAGUAGAGUGGCAUGUGAUGAACAGACUAGCUGUUUUAUGUUGUUGUGUAAUUAGCCUCAUUGCUUUGUUAAGAAAUAUUUUAUUUUAAAAGCAUUUUCCUAAUAUACGUUCUUCCCAUCUUCUCAGCUAAGACCUGUGCUUAUCGGAAAUUUGCAGUCAAGAUGCCUGUCCUGUGCAGCAGGUGUGCUGAGAGACGUGCUAUGCUGAAGCGUCCAAAAACCGGCCAUUCGUUGUGUAAGGAAUGCUUCUUCUGGGCCUUUGAGGAGGAAGUGCAUCAGACAAUUGUGGCAGGGCAGCUGUUUAAAACUCGGGGAAGAGAUGGGGCUGCCUCAGGAGGAAAGGACUCCACUGUGCUCGCACAUGUAAUGAAGCUCCUAAAUGAGCGAUACAGCUAUGGCCUUGAGCUUAUGCUUCUCUCAGUGGAUGAGGGAAUCACCGGUUACCGAGAUGACUCUUUGGAGACAGUAAAGAGGAAUCAGCAGCAGUAUGAGCUGCCACUGAAGGUUGUGUCGUAUGAGGAGCUGUAUGGCUGGACCAUGGAUGCUAUUGUGAAGCAGGUGGGACUGAAAAAUAACUGCACGUUCUGUGGAGUGUUCAGGAGGCAGGCGUUAGACAGAGGAGCCAUCAUGCUCAAAGUGGACAAGAUAUGUACAGGUCACAAUGCUGAUGAUGUGGCGGAAACAGUUUUGAUGAACAUCUUGCGAGGGGACAUCGCUCGGCUGCGUCGCUGCACUGCCAUCUCAACAGCCAGCGAGGGUGAAGGUGUCGUGCCACGCUGCAAGCCCCUCAAAUAUGCGUAUGAGAAAGAGAUUGUUUUGUAUGCUUACUUUAAGAGGUUGGACUACUUUUCCACUGAGUGUAUCUACUCUCCCAAUGCUUAUCGUGGCUAUGCAAGGAACUUUUUAAAGGACCUGGAAAGUAUAAGGCCCAGUGUCAUCAUCGAUAUCAUCCACUCUGGGGAGAACUUGUCUGUGAGGGAGGGGGUUAAGAUGCCUGUGCAGGGGACCUGUAGCCGCUGUGGCUACAUCUCUAGCCAGGCACUGUGCAAGUCAUGUGUGCUCCUGGAGGGCCUGAACCGAGGCCUGCCGAAGCUUGGUAUAGGCAAACACCACCGCCUGCAUAAUAAAAUCCUUGCCCAGCAGCCCUUUACUGAGAAGGAGGAAAGCAAGCUGAAACCAGUAGAGUUCUGACAAUUAUCCUCACUCAUUUUAUUUAGUAUAACAUGAAAUUUUAAAAUAAGCCACAUUUAUUAUAUUCUAUAUGAGAGAAGACUGGGCUCCAAAAUGGAAUCUCUUGUUUUCAUUUAUAAUUAAUUGAAUAAUUAUUUUUUGUAUUUUUGUGAGUGCCAUUGUUGUGCAUGUUUCUACUGCAGUGGAAUCUCACACUGACGGCAUGUUUUAUUUCUUUUUUUUUUUUUUGCAACUUCCUCUUCCCAAGUUUAGCAGUCUCUAAGGUGGAUAUAAUGACAUUUGUGCUCAUAUACCAAGGUGUUUUGUGAAAUAUAAUUAAAUAAAUGAGUUGU
This is a messenger RNA of Monopterus albus (swamp eel), 1557 nucleotides long. Its product is annotated as cytosolic thiouridylase subunit 1 homolog (S. pombe). Gene Ontology annotation, biological process: tRNA wobble position uridine thiolation. The record is from RefSeq and is a predicted model, not a curated record. Gene Ontology annotation, cellular component: cytosolic tRNA wobble base thiouridylase complex; mitochondrion. Gene Ontology annotation, molecular function: tRNA binding. Lineage: Eukaryota; Metazoa; Chordata; Actinopteri; Synbranchiformes; Synbranchidae.